GAUUUCCGGGACGCGGUGGCGCAUGCCUCGAGGCAGCUUGGAAAGCCAGUGAUUGAGGACAGAAUCCUGAAUCAGAUCCUGUACUACCUACCUCAGCUGUACGAGCUCAAUCGGGACCUCCUGAGGGAGCUGGAGGAGCGAUUAUCUCACUGGCUUGAACAUCAAAGAAUUGCUGACAUAUUUGUAAAAAAGGGUCCCUACUUAAAGAUGUAUUCAACUUACAUCAAAGAAUUUGAUAAAAAUGUUGCACUGUUAGAUGAACAGUGUAAGAAGAAUGCAGGUUUUGCUUCUGUGGUCAAGGACUUUGAGAUGAGCCCCCGCUGUGCAAGUUUGGCCCUCAAGCACUAUCUGCUCAAGCCAGUUCAGAGGAUUCCCCAGUACAGGCUCCUGCUGACAGAUUAUUUAAAGAAUCUUUUAGAAGAAUCUGCAGACUAUAGGGAUACUCAAGAUGCUCUAGCUGUUGUCAUAGAAGUUGCAAACCAUGCCAACGACAUCAUGAAGCAGGGAGAUAACUUUCAGAAACUCAUGCAGAUUCAGUACAGUUUAAAUGGACACCAUGAGAUUGUGCAGCCAGGAAGGGUCUUUCUGAAAGAGGGAACACUGAUGAAGCUGUCCCGGAAGGUCAUGCAGCCACGAAUGUUUUUUCUGUUCAAUGAUGCUCUGUUGUAUACUACUCCAGUUCAGUCAGGGAUGUAUAAACUCAACAACAUGCUGUCGUUGGCUGGAAUGAAGGUUAAAAAGCCAACCCAGGAAGCAUAUCAGAAUGAACUGAACAUUGAAAGUGUAGAGAGAUCCUUCAUUCUUUCAGCAAGUUCUGCUACAGAAAGAGAUGAGUGGUUAGAAGCUAUCUCCAAGUCAAUUGAAGAAUAUACAAAAAAGAGAAUCACAUUUAAUCCUAGCAAAAGUCUUGAAGAGGCAGAUUCAGAGAAACAGGAAGAAGACAGUCCGUUGGGAUCAAAGGCUCCGAUCUGGAUCCCCGAUACACGAGCCACUAUGUGUAUGAUCUGUACCAGUGAAUUCACAUUGACGUGGAGAAGGCAUCACUGCAGGGCAUGCGGAAAGAUUGUCUGUCAAGCUUGUUCAUCAAAUAAACAUGGUUUAGACUAUAUGAAAAACCAGCCAGCAAGAGUAUGUGACCAUUGCUUCAGGGAGCUACAGAAACAAGAUAACCAGUGCACUGCUAAGAGCGCAUCUCCAGUCAACCAUAAAUCCUCAUCAAGUGCCUUGUCUACAGUGUUACAUAGUAUUCCCUCUGGAAGGAAGCAGAAAAAAAUUCCUGCAGCCCUCAAAGAAGUUUCAGCAAAUACAGAAGACUCUACAAUGAGUGGCUACCUACACAGAUCUAAGGGCAGUAAGAAACCAUGGAAACAUCUAUGGUUUGUUAUAAAAAAUAAGGUGCUAUACACAUAUGCUGCUAGUGAGGAUGUGGCAGCAUUAGAGAGCCAGCCUUUACUUGGAUUCACUGUCAGUGAAGUAAAAGAUGAAAACUCAGAGUCUAGAGUGUUCCAUUUACUGCACAAAAACACUUUAUUUUACAUAUUCAAAGCAGAUGAUCCUCAUUCAGCUCAAAAGUGGAUAGAAGCUUUUCAAGAAGGCACCAUAUUAUAG
Molecule: messenger RNA, 1608 nt
Organism: Mesitornis unicolor (brown roatelo)
Lineage: Eukaryota; Metazoa; Chordata; Aves; Mesitornithiformes; Mesitornithidae
Product: FYVE, RhoGEF and PH domain-containing protein 6-like
Exons: 16
Biological process (GO): regulation of GTPase activity
Cellular component (GO): cytoplasm
Molecular function (GO): guanyl-nucleotide exchange factor activity; metal ion binding
Source: RefSeq, a predicted model, not a curated record